Molecule: messenger RNA, 1267 nt
Organism: Drosophila busckii
Lineage: Eukaryota; Metazoa; Arthropoda; Insecta; Diptera; Drosophilidae
Product: putative nuclease HARBI1
Exons: 3
Coding region: 117-1208 (363 amino acids)
Source: RefSeq, a predicted model, not a curated record
UACCACUUCGAAAAAUACACAAUUCGGAAUUGGCACAGUAUCAUCUCGUGUCAUUCGAGUUCGAAAGUAUACACAAUUUUUGUGUGAAAAAGUGAAACCAAAACAAAGUUUUUGCGAUGAAAGAUAUAGAGGUAUUUAAGCGUUUUCUAAAUGAAGCUAAAUACUUUCGUGACUUUCAAUACACUGCCAAUGGGCGUAAGUCUAAAGGUGGUGUUAAAAUCAGGCGUAAGCGCUUCAAUCCAUUGGAGGAACUAAAUGAAGUUGAAUUCAGGCGGAAAUACCGCUACACUAAGGAAAAUAUGCGACGCAUAAUAGAAAUGCUACGAGAUGACUUGGAGGUGGAGUUGUUCGAGCCAAUGAAAAGAAACCAGGUGCCCAUUGAUCUACAGAUACUAGCAGCCAUACGCUAUUUUGGCGGUACAGAGCAUAAUCAAUUAACGGCUAUGGCACAUGGAGUGAGUUUACACACAUUAUUCAAAAUUACACGACGAGUAGCGUCUGCUUUAUCCUCAAAGGCAUCUCGAUAUAUACGCAUGCCAGCUACUUUAUCGGAUAAAGAACGUAUUAUGCGCUCUUUUAAAGUAUUAUCCAACAUGCCACAAGUUAUAGGAGCUAUAGUGCAAACAAGUGUUUGCCUGGAUGGUAGUGAAUCCCCACCAGCACAGGAGGAGCAGCUGCAUCUACAGGUGGUUUCAGAUGCUGAAUAUAAAAUAAGAGACUUAGACAUACAUUUGUCUGAUGAACUCGAACAACAUACCGCACCAGAGCUCUUCUCGCUUUCAAGAAUCAAAGAGCGCUUCGAGCAAAAUGAAUUUCGUGGACGUAUCAUAUUGGGUAAUGAUACGCUGGCCUGUUCUUCCAGUUUAUUUACGCCCGUGCGUUGCCCCAAAAACAAAUCUGAAGAGCUUUAUAAUCACGCCCAUGUAACAACCUUUGAACCGGCUAACAGAUGCAUUAAUAUGUUGAUGCGACGCUUUGGUAUUCUUCAGAGUGGACUUCAGGGACCAUUUGGUUUUGCAAAGCAAACAAUAACAGCUCUGGCUUUGUUACACAAUAUGGCGAUGGACUGGAGUGAUCAAAGCAUAGUUGCUGAAGGGUAUUUAUCCUCAUUUAUGCCUCACAGCUUAAACUCUGGUGCUGCGCCAACAACGUCAGAGGAACCACGAAACAGAAAAGAUUUUAUCAAAACUCACUUUUCUGGCUCUUAAAGGAUAAGGCCGUGGUUCUAUGCAUGCACAAUAUUAUUUAUACAAUAAACAAUUUAAAU